UAUAUAUGUGUGUGUAUAUACACAUACACACGUACAUCGAUUGGCUUCCUCAUUCAUCUUCCCAACUUCCACUGAUCUGUCUUUCUCGGUCUGAGUAGAUAAAGCGAAUUAAGAUUGCCGAAUUGCGGUAAAAUCUUUCAGAGAAGAUGGGCGAAGAUGGAGAGAAAGCGAAGAAAGCGGCGAAUCAGAAGGUUGCAUUCUACCGGCUGUUUUCGCUCGGCGACCGGCGAGACAUGGCGCUGAUGAGCGUCGGCACCGUAUGCGCCGUCGCCAAUGGCUUGGUUCAGCCCCUCAUGACGCUGAUUUUCGGCACUCUCAUCAACUCCUUCGGCAGCUCCGAUCGCGCUCGCGUUGUUCAUGAAGUUUCCAAGGUGUCUCUAAAGUUUGUGUACUUGGCAAUCGGAUCGGGCAUUGCUUCAUUCCUACAGGUGUCGUGCUGGAUGGUUACCGGAGAAAGGCAGGCAGCGCGGAUCAGGGGACUGUACCUGAAGACGAUACUGAGACAGGACAUCGCGUUCUUCGACACAGAAACCACCACAGGAGAGGUCAUAGGCAGGAUGUCGGGCGACACCAUCCUAAUCCAAGACGCCAUGGGAGAGAAGGUCGGCAAGUUUAUACAGCUCCUGUCAACAUUUGUUGGAGGCUUCAUCAUCGCCUUCGUAAAAGGCUGGCUGCUCACCCUUGUCCUGCUUUCCUGCAUUCCGGCUCUAGUAUUAGCCGGAGCUUCCAUGGCGAUAAUCAUGACCAAAAUGUCCAGCCGCGGCCAAGUAGCAUAUGCUGAGGCCGGCAAUGUUGUCGAACAGACAGUGGGAGCCAUUAGAACAGUGGCAUCCUUCACCGGGGAGAAGCUCGCGAUAGAGAAGUACAACCGCAAGCUGAAGGUCGCCUACGCUGCUACUGUUAAACAAGGGCUCGCAUCCGGGUGUGGAUUGGGUACUUUGCUGAUGAUCAUUUUCAGCUCCUAUGGACUGGCCAUAUGGUAUGGAUCAAAGCUCAUCAUAACAAAAGGCUACAAUGGCGGAGAAGUAAUGAACGUUAUCAUGGCUGUCAUGACCGGUGGCAUGUCACUGGGGCAGACAUCCCCGUGUUUGAAUGCGUUCGCAGCAGGGCAAGCUGCAGCAUACAAGAUGUUCAAGACCAUCAAGCGUAAACCACUGAUCGAUGCCUAUGACACCAGUGGGAUAAUAAUGGAGGACAUCAAGGGGGAAAUUGAACUGAAAGACGUGUAUUUCAGAUAUCCGGCUAGGCCUGACGUUCAGAUAUUCUCGGGAUUCUCAUUGCAGGUCGCAAGCGGCACAACUGCGGCUCUAGUUGGGCAGAGUGGAAGUGGAAAGUCGACUGUUAUCAGUUUACUGCAGAGGUUCUAUGAUCCUGAGGCUGGUGAAGUGCUUGUGGAUGGUGUGAAUUUGAAGAAGUUUCAGGUCAAAUGGUUAAGAGAGAAGAUGGGCCUGGUAAGUCAGGAACCUAUUUUGUUCACCACUACGAUUAAGGAAAACAUAGCAUAUGGGAAGGAAAAUGCUACCAGUGAGGAGAUUAGAACGGCCAUUGAGCUUGCUAAUGCUGCUAAGUUCAUUGACAAGCUGCCACAGGGGCUUGACACUAUGGUAGGAGAGCAUGGAACUCAACUAUCCGGGGGACAGAAGCAAAGAAUAGCAAUUGCACGAGCCAUCCUGAAGAACCCAAAAAUCCUUCUUCUCGAUGAAGCAACCAGCGCUCUAGAUGCGGAAUCAGAACGCAUUGUGCAAGAUGCACUGACAAAAAUCAUGUCAAACAGGACAACAGUUGUGGUUGCACACCGCUUGACAACAGUGAGGAACGCGGACCUUAUAGCAGUGGUAGAAGCUGGUAAAAUUGUGGAGCAAGGAACUCAUUCUGAGCUCAUCAAGAAUCCUGAUGGGGCUUAUUCCCAGCUCGUUCACUUACAGGAGGGGACUAAGAAUGCUGAGGAGGAGCAUCAGAUGGAGAAAGACAACGUGGAUUUUAAUUGGGAUGGAGAUGUAACAAUGGGUAGGUCAGCAAGCCAGAGAUUAUCCAUGAGGAGAUCCAUAAGCAGAGGUUCAUCAAGUAGUCGGCACUCCUUUACAAUCAGCUAUGGACUUUCUGCCCCGAUUGGGAUCCAAACUGAAAUAGAAGGAGAGGAGAUUGACCAUAAAACCGAGUCCGAAGAGGGGAAACGUCACCGUGUAUCCCUUAAACGGUUAGCCUACCUUAACAAACCUGAGCUCCCAGUUCUGGUGCUUGGAUCUAUUGCUGCAGGAGUACAUGGUGUCAUCUUCCCUGUAUUUGGGCUUCUCCUCUCAUCAGCCAUUAAAAUUUUCUUCGAACCUCCAAGUGAGCUAAAGAAAGACUCAAGGUUCUGGGGCUUAAUGUUUGUGACCCUGGGUUGUAUUACUCUGAUCGCCAUUCCAAUCCAGAACUAUUUCUUUGGAGUUGCAGGUGGUAAACUAAUACAACGAAUUCGCUCCUUGUCAUUUGAGAAGGUUGUUCACCAAGAAGUCAGUUGGUUUGAUGACCCCAAAAACUCAAGCGGUGCAAUUGGUGCAAGGUUAUCUACAGAUGCUUCGACUGUUCGGAGUCUUGUGGGUGAUGCCUUGGGUCAAGUUGUCCAGAAUAUAACAACAAUUGUAGCAGGUCUGGUGAUAUCAUUCACUGCCAACUGGAUGUUGGCACUCAUAGUUCUAGCUGUUCUGCCCUUUGUGGGUCUUCAAGGAUUCUUUCAAAUGAAAUUCCUAAAAGGAUUCAGUAAAGAUGCAAAGUUGAUGUAUGAAGAUGCCAGCCAAGUUGCAAACGAUGCGGUUGGUAGCAUCAGAACUGUUGCAUCGUUUUGUGCUGAGAAGAAAGUAAUGGACAUGUAUCAGAAGAAAUGCGAGGCCCCAAUGAAGAAUGGAGUUAGGAUUGGGCUUGUGAGUGGUACCGGUUUUGGCUUCAGUUUAUUUGCACUCUACUGCACGAAUGCCUUUGUUUUCUAUAUUGGAUCUAUUCUGGUGCAACAAGGGAAAGUAACAUUUGGAGAAGUUUUUAAGGUUUUCUUUGCUUUGACUAUUGCAGCAAUGGGGGUUUCCCAGAGCACUGCGUUGGCCCCCGACGCCAACAAAGCCAAGGAUUCCGCUGCCUCCAUCUUUGAAAUCCUCGACAGAAAGCCCAAAAUUGAUUCAAGCAGUAAUGAGGGUACAACCCUGGCAACUGUAAACGGAAACAUUGAGUUCAAACAUGUCAGUUUCAAGUACCCAACAAGACCUGAUAUUCAAAUUUUCAGGGAUUUAUGCUUGACCAUUCCGUCUGGGAAGACUGUUGCUCUUGUCGGGGAAAGCGGGAGUGGGAAGUCCACAGCGAUCAGCCUAAUAGAGAGGUUCUACGAUCCCGACUCUGGCCGUGUAUGUCUGGACGGAGUGGAGAUUCAGAAGCUGAAACUAAGCUGGCUGAGGCAACAGAUGGGAUUGGUAAGCCAAGAACCAAUACUGUUCAAUGAAACAAUCCGAACAAACAUAGAAUAUGGCAAGCCGGGAGAUGUUACAGAGGAAGAGAUCAUUGCAGCAUCAAAGGCAGCAAAUGCUCACAACUUCAUAUCGGCACUGCCACAUGGAUAUGAAACCAACGUUGGGGAAAGAGGCGUGCAGCUCUCUGGAGGGCAGAAGCAGCGGAUAGCCAUCGCUCGUGCAAUAGUAAAGGACCCCAAGAUCCUCUUACUCGACGAAGCUACAAGCGCAUUGGAUGCAGAGUCCGAGCGCGUGGUACAAGAUGCAUUGGACAGAGUGAUGGUGAACAGAACGACUGUGGUUGUCGCUCACCGGCUAACCACAAUCAAAGGCGCUGAUGUGAUAGCAGCAGUGAAGAAUGGUAAGAUUGCAGAGAAGGGAACUCAUGAUGAGCUUAUGAAGAUAGUAGAUGGGGCUUAUGCAUCCCUAGUAGCACUUCACAUGACUUCCUCAACAUGA
Molecule: messenger RNA, 3935 nt
Organism: Diospyros lotus (date-plum)
Lineage: Eukaryota; Viridiplantae; Streptophyta; Magnoliopsida; Ericales; Ebenaceae
Product: ABC transporter B family member 9
Exons: 11
Coding region: 147-3935 (1262 amino acids)
Biological process (GO): transmembrane transport
Cellular component (GO): membrane
Molecular function (GO): ATP hydrolysis activity; ABC-type transporter activity; ATP binding
Source: RefSeq, a predicted model, not a curated record